AUGAAGAUCGUCAAUAGGCCAAAAACACGGAAGCUGACUCGGUGGGACAGCGACAAGGAUGUUUUGACGGGUCUCUGGAUCCAACAUGUGUGCCAGGAAGAAGGAGUUAAGAUUCCGUGGCACAAAAUUGUACCCCAUAUCGGACCCAAUGUUACCGUUGGCGCCCUUUUGCAACAUCAGGCAAAACUUCGAGACCAAUAUGAACGAAAGGGUUUCCACGUCCCUCCCGCUAGCAAUCGGCGCGGUAAAAAGUCCCGUGUAUCAGGCUUGGCUGCUGAGGAGGACGAUCUGUCGCAGGUUGCCACAUAUCAGUUGCCGCAUCUAGCUUCUGAGCAGCAGGGCCUGUCCAUGACAUCCAACAAGACGGAGACUGCUUUCGAUGAUGAUGGAGAAGAAAGCGACGAAACAUAUAGUGAAUCGAAACCAAAAGGGCGAAAGAAGCAAACUCGUGCCGGUAAAAGAAAGCCUCGGUCCCGCAAGGCACCGGCUGUGGCUAUCAAACAUGAGGAGGACUCAGUGAAUGAUGAUCCUUGGGACUCUGAAGUAACCGAAGAACACAAGACCUUACUCACUGACGAAGAUUACGUCUCAUACCAAAAUACUGAACAGACACGCGCUGAGGCCCUCAAUUCGCAGUAUCCGGGCCCCGGACACUUUGAAGUAGAGGAGUCAGUCUCUCUAGGAGCUUCUUUGAUGGAAUUCGCCGCUUCUCCAAACUCUUCGGCUGACGAACCCCGUCGUCCUAGUAAAAUUGUUGUUCUUCCCAUCAAGAGCGGAUCAGAAAGAUUUCCAAUGGGGUUGAGACACUGGCCAAGCCAGGCUACAACAGAUAGCCAGCUUGGGGAGAAUAUCUCAAGCAACCCCACUGAAAGCAGCUCUGCUAGCGAGUCCCAACCUUCAAACGAGAUGAGCCAACAGGCUUUCCCUGCGAGUAAUAUCGGCGCUAAUGAGGUAAAUAUUCACGACCAAUAUGACGGUAAUCACGAGUUCACUCAAGCCCGCAUGGCGAGCUACAACAAUCUUUCCACUCUUCCACAAGGCCUUCAACAGAUCAGCGCCUUGAGCGGAGCUAACCUCAUGAACCCGAAUUACAUGCAGGCUGUGAGUAGCUUUGACCAAGCUGCACCACCAGUUCCAGCCAUGGGAGUUGGCGACAGUUCAGGCUGGCAACAGGGAUCAGCAAUCCAAGCGCUCGAGUCAUACCACCUGCAAGCCUUCCCUGACAGCCAAUAUCUCGGCACCACUGGUACAGGAAAUUCGAACAAUGGGGGCGGCAAUUUUGAACCGAUUUCUGCUGCAUAUGGUAAGCUCUUGGGCGAGAAAUGUCAAAUUCGCGAAUGCAUAAAGACUUCCACUGACAAAGUAUAUCUCAAAGCAGGAGAUCAAGCAAGCUCCUCAUAUCAAUUAGCCCAGUUUGAGGCUUAUAUGCCUAAACAUGACACCAGUGCUCCUCUCGUGUCCCCGUCUAUGGCACCGGUUUCAAAUAGUGGCCCGGAGCAGCACGAAUACCCUCAGACCAACAUCUCAGAUAGGCUCGCCAGACGUACAAGAUCAAAUAGAGACAACAGCCGUCGCCAAACGCGAUUUGAGCCUUAUCCCUCUAAUUCAAUCAAUGUUGAGGGGACGCCUUUGGUCGAUGCGGAAAUUGGCAUUCCAAGCAACGGCAAUGCAAUUGCGGCGGCUUCAAAUCUCGCGAAAUUUACUACUUCAGACGAACUUGAAAAUGAUGCUGAAGUCGGUAGACCUUCAGCGACAAAUAUGCAAGAUAGGCUGAGCUCAGACGACCGUGUCCCAGGGCCGGCUAUGGAAAGAAACAGGGAAACUCAAGACCCUCAUCUUGGAGAUUCUGUUGUCAAUUCGGAAUAUUUGGCUAGUGAGCAAGCCGAGGAGAUUCCACCAUUCCCUUAUUCAAUCCCUGGCUUCCAGGAGUGGGUUGAAGAGCAGGACAGGAUCGACAUGUUCGGGGAAGCAAAUGGCGAGAUGUUCCUCGAUCCUGUCCCAUUCGACUCAUUCUAG
This is a messenger RNA of Xylona heveae TC161, 2016 nucleotides long. RefSeq lists its product as hypothetical. The transcript has 2 exons. The coding region runs from base 1 to 2016 and encodes 671 amino acids. Lineage: Eukaryota; Fungi; Ascomycota; Xylonomycetes; Xylonales; Xylonaceae. The record is from RefSeq and is a predicted model, not a curated record.